This is a messenger RNA of Salvia miltiorrhiza (redroot sage), 2390 nucleotides long. Its product is annotated as transmembrane 9 superfamily member 9-like. The transcript has 7 exons. The record is from RefSeq and is a predicted model, not a curated record. Gene Ontology annotation, biological process: protein localization to membrane. Gene Ontology annotation, cellular component: membrane. NCBI's taxonomy places the organism in Eukaryota, Viridiplantae, Streptophyta, Magnoliopsida, Lamiales, Lamiaceae. Bases 277 to 2202 code for a protein of 641 amino acids.
ACCCCACCCGGAGAGCACUUUUUAGAAGAGAUAAACUAUGCCAAGCACGAAUCCAGACAAAAAAAUAAUUUAAGAAUAUAUUGCGAUUAUUAUUCUGCAAAAAGAAGCUUAGCUUAUAGUUGUAAGUCAAUACGUAGUCGGAUCACCCUUAUUUUGCCUCCGUUUUCCUCUCUCGUUUCUCUCUCUCUCUCUCUCUACUCACACACAGAGUGGGAGAGGCCAUCUAAUUGGACUUGGAUCUUCGAUCGGCUGUUGAUCUUCUGCUCCGGUGUUAAGAUGGAGGUCAUCGGGCGAAGGUCUCACGCGAUUCAGAUGUGUAUGUACAUCACGCUCUUCCUCGUCGCCACCGUCGCUCAUUCCUUCUACCUUCCCGGCGUGGCUCCCAUGGAUUUCCUCAAGGGUGAUCUUCUCAAGGUGAAAGUGAACAAAUUGACUUCAAUAAAAACACAGCUUCCUUAUUCCUAUUACUCUCUACCUUAUUGUAAACCAGAGAAAAUAGUUGAAAGUGCUGAAAAUCUUGGAGAAGUUCUUCGCGGAGAUCGUAUUGAGAACUCUCCUUAUGUGUUUAAAAUGCGAGAGCCACAGAUUUGCAACUCUGUUUGCCGUGCUGUACUGACUGCCAAAGAUGCCAAAAAAUUCAAAAAGAAGAUUGAUGAUGCAUACCGAGUGUACAUGAUUUUGGAUAAUCUUCCUCUGGUUGUGCCUUACAAAAGAAAUGAUACAGACUCCAUGGUUUAUCAGCAUGGUUUUGAUGUUGGUUUCAAAGGGCAAUAUACUGGAAGCUCAGAGAAGAGGUACUUCGUCUACAAUCACUUGUCAUUUACUGUGAAGUACCAUAAGGAUGAAGAAAUGGAUGCUGCCAGAAUUGUUGGGUUUGAAGUAAGGCCAUUCAGUAUAAAGCAUGGCUACGAGGGUAAAUGGAAUAAUAAUAAGCGUUUAACAACAUGCGAUCCUCAUGCAAAACACACUAUAACUAGCUCCCAAACUCCUCAGGAGGUAAAGGAGAACAUGGAAAUUAUCUUCACUUAUGAUGUGGACUUUCAGGAGAGUGAAGUCAAGUGGGCUUCUAGAUGGGAUACUUAUCUCUACAUGCCUGAUGACCAAAUUCAUUGGUUUUCAAUUGUGAACUCUUUGAUGAUUGUUCUGUUUCUCUCGGGAAUGGUGGCCAUGAUUAUGCUGCGGACUCUGUACCGUGAUAUUUCCCAGUACAACCAGUUGGAGACCCAGGAAGAAGCUCAAGAAGAAACUGGGUGGAAAUUGGUUCACGGGGAUGUUUUCAGGCCCCCAACAAGCUCAGACUUGCUUUGUGUCUGUGUUGGAACCGGUGUUCAGUUUUUUGGAAUGAUAUUAGUUACGAUGUUCUUUGCUGCGCUUGGUUUCCUCUCCCCUUCCAACCGAGGAGGACUGAUGACAGCAAUGCUUCUGCUUUGGGUUGUCAUGGGCUUGUUUGCUGGAUAUGCCUCAGCUCGUCUCUACAAGAUGUUCAAAGGAACAGAGUGGAAGAAAAUUACUCUCCAAACAGCUUUCAUGUUCCCCGCAAUCCUCUUUGCUGUCUUCUUCGUUUUGAAUGCACUGAUUUGGGGAGAGAAGUCCUCAGGGGCUGUGCCAUUUGGCACCAUGUUCGCUUUGGUCCUCUUGUGGUUUGGAAUUUCUGUUCCACUGGUUUUUGUAGGUAGUUAUGUAGGAUUUAGGAGGCCUGCUAUCGAGCAUCCGGUGAAAACCAAUAAAAUCCCUAGGCAAAUACCCGAGCAGGCCUGGUACAUGAGCCCUAUAUUCUCCAUCUUAAUCGGAGGCAUACUCCCCUUUGGUGCAGUAUUCAUCGAGCUGUUCUUCAUCCUGACAUCAAUCUGGCUGCAUCAGUUCUAUUACAUUUUCGGUUUCCUGUUCCUCGUGCUGAUCAUCCUGGUUGUGACAUGCGUUGAGAUCACAAUGGUGCUUUGCUAUUUCCAGCUAUGCAGCGAGGACUACCUGUGGUGGUGGAGGUCAUACCUUACCGCAGGUUCAUCCGCACUCUACCUCUUUCUUUAUGCAACAUUCUACUUCUUCACGAGGCUGAGCAUCACCAACGCUGUGUCGGGUGCUCUGUAUUUCGGGUAUAUGCUGAUCGCUUCGUAUGCUUUCUUUGUGCUGACUGGUACAAUCGGUUUCUACGCGUGUUUCUGCUUCACGAGGCUCAUUUACUCGUCUGUGAAGAUCGACUAGAUAGUGAAAAGCUUACCUAUUUGACUCUAUUGUUUUGAUUCAUGCUAGUCAGCAGAGGCUCAACUGUGUCGGCUCCUCUAAUUUUAUUAUGUAGUCCUCUUUGAGCUAGUCAUGUACCCUACACACAGAUUUUUUCAUUAAUUAAUUAAUUGAAAGGUUAAUUACCUAUAAAUACACGAAUUAUAUCA